CAAAAUCUCAGUACAGAAUGAAAAUUGCUUCUGGGAAGCGCGUUUUUCCUCGACAGCGACGCGAUCAUUCACCACAAACAGUUCGGAACGCAUCGAAACCAAUCGAGUGUAUGAUAAUAUCGGUGACAGUCUUGUGAUCAUUUGUUGGUGUUAACCUCUCUGGACGCUUUGGAAGACUGCAUGAUCUGUGGUGGUAAUUUCAGCAAAUAUGUCCGUAGAAGGAACAAAUUUGAACCAAGUGACAGUUCCAUCAAAAUAAGAAAAUUGUGUGUUUGAUUUUGGGAGGGUGUGAGAAAAGAAGCACCAAUACACAAACGAGCGCUUCUGUGACGGGAGAAAACUUGCACGAUUUGUGAGAGGAAAACGUGCUUCGAAUGCUGGUGAGGGAAAAACGAUCGCAGAUGUAGAGAUAUGCUGUAAUACAUACCGCAUACCGAUUCGAAAGCGUUGAUCAGGACUGGAGAGACAGAGUGAAUUACGAGAAUGAAUCGUUUAUAUUUAGUUCAUGUUUUCGUCUGAGAAUUGGUGUUGCGAGGAAACGUGCAGAAAAACCUGACGAGUAGAACAAAUUAAUCAGAGUGGAAGCCGGAAAUUUUGUGAAUGAAUAUGAAUCGACAGCGGUCAUCGGUGCGGAGUCGUGGUUCGUCUUCGACCACAACUAGUGAUCCGCGGGAAAAGGUGAAGGACUGCUGCCGGAAAUUUGUCGCCUUUAUGUGCACCCAAGUUGGUGUCGGAGGAUUGAUUGUGGUGUACGCGUUGGUUGGAGCAGCGAGUUUUAUGUCCAUCGAGACGCAGGAGCGGAACCCAUUGGUCGAGUAUGUGGCCGUAUUGAGACGAAAUUGCGCGGCGGAACUGUGGGAUGUAACGGAGCAGCACAAUUUGUUUAACAGUUCGAUUUGGCAUUUUGAGGCAGAUUUGGUGCUGAAGCGAUACCAGGACGACUUCGCAGAGGCCAUAAAACAAGGAUACGACGGUCGAACUCCUGAAGAGGUUUGGAAUUUUCCCGCGGCGUUGAUGUUUUGUUUGGCUGUGUUCACGAUGAUCGGUUACGGAAAUAUGGUUCCUCGAACAGCUUGGGGCAAAGGCGCUACUGUGAUCUACGCUACCUUCGGGAUACCACUGUAUAUUCUGUAUUUUAUGAACAUGGGAAAAGUGCUGGCGUCUACUUUUAAGUGGCUUUACACGUGGCUCCACGAGUGCAGUCAUGCCCACGAGGAUGAUCUCAACAUCGAGGACGGGAGUCUGCCUCAACGGAAACGGAUUAUAGUUCCGACGACGGCAUGCUUGUGGGUGAUAAGUAUUUACAUCGCAACCGGAACGAUAAUGUUUGCGGAGUGGGAGAAGUGGUCCUAUCUGGAUUCCGCUUACUUUUGUGUAACCAGUUUGUGUAAAAUAGGAAUAGGUGACUUAGUGCCAGGAGCUAAUAUACUUGAUUCGCAGAGUGGGAAGCCCACCAAACUUGUGAUCAAUUUUGUUUAUAUGCUGCUCGGAAUGGGCCUGGUGGCCAUGUGUUACAUUCUGAUGCGUGAGGAAGUCAGAAUCAAGAUGCAGGAGAUCAGAGAGGAUACCCGGCUGUGCCUUGAAGAUAUGAGUUCCAAGUUUGCCAAAUGCUUCGGCACCAGUAAAGACUCCCAAUAUUAUGAUUAAAAUUCCAGUAAUUGAAAAAAAAUAUAUAAAUUUAUUUGUUAUUAAUUACUAAAUUUAAUGCGUAAUCGACAGGUUUUUGUGUGUAAUCAGAAUUAUUGAGCAAGGGAAGAGAGUUAAUAAAAACGAAAUAUAUCAAAUUGCCACCGCAGAGUUUGUUUGUGCAAGGAGCGAGAUUAAUUAUGAAUUGUUUACAUCCGGCCCGGCGGCUUAGAGCGUAAAAUCUGCCAAUCGAUCACUGGCUUGCGUUAUUAAUGCUAAUUUAGACGUUCUGGUAAAUAUAGCCGCUUCCUGCGGACGUUGCUGAUUCCCAGUUUAUUCCAGA
Messenger RNA from Toxorhynchites rutilus septentrionalis, 1969 nucleotides. RefSeq names its product TWiK family of potassium channels protein 12. Gene Ontology annotation, biological process: stabilization of membrane potential; potassium ion transmembrane transport. The coding region runs from base 601 to 1647 and encodes 348 amino acids. Gene Ontology annotation, molecular function: potassium ion leak channel activity. Gene Ontology annotation, cellular component: membrane. The transcript has a single exon. NCBI's taxonomy places the organism in Eukaryota, Metazoa, Arthropoda, Insecta, Diptera, Culicidae. The record is from RefSeq and is a predicted model, not a curated record.